This is a messenger RNA of Carlito syrichta (Philippine tarsier), 390 nucleotides long. It is a transcript of the gene PLET1, whose product is annotated as placenta expressed transcript 1. The transcript has 2 exons. Gene Ontology annotation, cellular component: apical plasma membrane; external side of plasma membrane. Bases 1 to 390 code for a protein of 129 amino acids. The record is from RefSeq and is a predicted model, not a curated record. Gene Ontology annotation, biological process: negative regulation of cell-matrix adhesion; positive regulation of cell migration; wound healing, spreading of epidermal cells. Lineage: Eukaryota; Metazoa; Chordata; Mammalia; Primates; Tarsiidae.
AUGGCAGUCCUCUACUCCAUGCUUCUGCCACUGGGGCUGUUUCUGAACCUCAGACUGCAGUUUUCUUCAACCACCUCUACAAAUUACAGUAACAACUGCAUGGUCUUCGAUGCAGUUUUCACUACCACCGGCCCAGGCAUUGAGACCUAUUCGAAUAGCUACGAAAGCAACACCACCUACGUAGUAUGGGUUCCUGUAAAUAGCAAUGUCAGUGCUGUGGUCAUGCAAGCCAUGGACAAGAACAAGAACUCAGUGGGCUUCUGGCAAGGAGCAGACAAGCAGUGCAACGGCAGUUCCCUGUAUUACGUGAAAAACCAAAAUGACAUGUUCUUAGACACAAAUUGGACGUCUCCGAAUUCUGAGAGCAUCACUGAAGUUGAGCUACAGUAA